GUCUAUGAUUGUAGAUGCCAUGUGACGAACUGACGAUCGUAAAUACACGCGCAAAACACAUGGUGCAGGAGCAGAUCCUGAUUACUCGAUCUCCUGAGUCUCUGUUAUCAUGAUGCACAUUAAUAUUAAUAAAUAAUAAUAAAUUGAUUGUCACGUCCGUGAAUACAGAUGUUUACCACCGCAUUGGCGAUAUUGUGGUUUUUGAGAGCUCAAAGUAGCACAGUACAAUCAUACGUGUAUCAUUAAAUGCGUGUGGACAAAAAAAACAAGUUUUCUGUCUUCCUUACUUUAUGAAUGCAUUCGAAGUGGGUUUAUAGUAAUCCUGUGUGUAUUUUGUGGAACACUAGUGAGUAGAGUUCACUGAAUAAUGAGCAAACAAGAGUUGAACUCAAAGGUCUUCAAGCGCUGCGAGAACAAUUUGGUGAAGAAACUGAGCGCUGUGUUCUUGAAGAAUUAUCCGCAUCAUGUAGUGCCGGGCUACAACUUGCACGCAUCACCAUGCAUCGAGGAGUGGAGCGAGGAGAGUGUGAUGGGACUCUGUCAGGAAUUUCCGUACAGCUGCGAUUUACCGAGGCCGUUAUUGCCACCGGCACGAUUACCAAGAACAGUGCUCAGUGAAGAAGACCCAGCUUUGCAGCUUCUUACUGUGAAAAACCAGUUAAAGGAUGACGUCAACAGGAUAAUGAAUUAUCAUAAGAGGCACCAGAAAGAGUUUGAUGAAGUAUACAAGAAAAAGAUAAAAUGGAGCAGGGGAAGUGAUGGCUAUAACACAAAGAUACCCAGAUACAUCGCAGAUGUAGCGGAGCUGAUUGAAAUGGAUCCCGAUCCUUACUUUGAAGGGGCCUAUAACUGGUACUACACGGGUGGAUCGUUGAGCUUUGUCCAGCUGAAUGGGAGAAGUAUUUUAUUAUUCCCAUUUAUGGGAGAUCUAGUCGCCGCGAAUAUUGUGUCUAUGGAAGAUGCCACGUGGAAACCACUACUGCGAAGCUCGGCCAAGCGUAAGCUGCACGGAUUGUUGUACGAGACCAGGCAGAGUAAAAUUAAUAAUACAUGUCGAAUUUUGGGAAGGCACAAGAGUCAGUGCGCUCUUUAUACGCUUACCGAUUCCGAGGGCUGCUUAACGCUUCGCGAAAUUCACCAUCAGGCAUCGAAGAUGCCCUACGUUAGCGCCGAUUAGUUGACUGAUCUUAGUCUUCAUUGUACACUGAACGCGGAAGGAGUGUUGUUUUUGUGGGACAUAAACAAGACAAAUUAUAUUAGUACCGGCUGUGUGCGGCAAAGUAAUACAACGCCGGACGCUUGGGGAAGCAUAAGGUUUCAAGAAACGGACCCGAGUGUUUUGAUUUACGCGGACAGAUGUUGCCUGCAUUAUAUCGAUACCAGAACCGUUUUCGACCGGCCAUGCCUCACUCUGUGCCCGAAAUUUAAUCUGGAAAAUUGUGAAAGCCUCUCGGUGGAGGCGCCGAGUAAGCAUCACUGCUGCAGGUACCUUGGCACUUAUCACUCUUUCCUAAUGUGCGACAGUCGCUCGCCGGUGCAGUGUGUGCGACAGAAAUGGACGCAUCAGUUCAAGAGUACUCCAUUACUAGCGACCGUGACGAGCAGCGACGACCAGGAGAUCAUCGUCCUGUCGUCUCAGACGGUCGGCGAGAACGCGAUUAUUUUAAACACUUGGCUAAACGAGGAGCUUUCGCAUUCCUACAACCUACCCUUCACACCGCCGUGCAUCGCGGAAACGUUGAACGAGUCUCAGGUGCAAGGGAUGUGCUUGAAUCCGUACUUGCGAAGCAGAUUCAAGCUGAGCAACACCGGCAGCACGUUAGUUGCGGACGUGGCGAAGGGAGGAGUGUUCCAUUUCUUGCAAAAUUCCAUUGGUGAUGUGUUUUAUCAGUGCAUAACGCACGAGAACUCGUUGGACAGGUACUCUCCGGUGAAUGGCGGGGCCUGUUACGCACUGAGUACGUGGGAGAAGGCUCUGUCGGCCCAAGCCGAGCCGCUGGUACCCCUGACACUCACCGCGAAAUACAAUAUGCAGCAUGUGUACGAAAACUUCACGAACAGAAAGUUGCGCUCGAAAUUGAGCGGCGAGAACGCGGACGACUUCGAGCCAACGUGGAAGCAGUCGCUGGCCACGCUGGGAUCGUACGUUGAUCUGUUGGCGCCGGAACUCCUCGCGGUGUGGGACAUGCGCGAGGAAGUGUCGGUACCGGUCGCGUCAGGAUCCCGUCAGAAAGUUUUGAGCUGGCUGGACACCGCGACACCGAGCUUCCCACCCACGCUGACGCGGGACGGACUCGAGGAGUACGCAUCUGCACCCGUGAAUACUCAAGAAUUAAUUAGCGUGUCGCAGCAACCGGAUCUAACGUACAUCGAAGACAGUAACGUGCUGCAAGAAAUGCUGCUGCCGAAAGUUAGAUCGGAACCACUUGGCAAGAAGAGGAGGCGCCUCAUGUGAUACCUGAUUAAUACGGAAUUAUUAACGUUAAAUUAAAUAUAAUUAACGUUAAAUUAUAUUUAAUCUGUAUUUAUAUAUUUAUAUUUUUGUACGAAAUAU
This is a messenger RNA of Ooceraea biroi (clonal raider ant), 2554 nucleotides long. It is a transcript of the gene TAF1C-like, whose product is annotated as TATA box-binding protein-associated factor RNA polymerase I subunit C-like. The record is from RefSeq and is a predicted model, not a curated record. Lineage: Eukaryota; Metazoa; Arthropoda; Insecta; Hymenoptera; Formicidae.